UUGUUAUUUCAGCUCUGCUUUCCAACUUCCAUUCACCCGCCUCAUCACUUGGCGCCCCUCUCUCUCUCUUAACCAGCAUGAAUCUAAGGGCGCCAACUCACCAUCCCUACCAUCUUCAUCCACGAACCUUAAACAGCAGAUCCAAUCGAGUUUCCAUUGCAACUACACCCAUCCGCCGAUUUUCGGAGCAAAAAAUUAACCGAAUUUUAAUUUCCAAUUGCAUCUCUCCGACCAAUGAAAUUGCAGAAAGCAUUGCUCGAACCUCACCAACUGAAGAAGAAGAUGACGAGAGCUUAGCUGCAGUGGAGGAAACGCAGCCAUCCGAAGAGACUUCCGAUAUCAACAUUGACGAACUAUCUGAGAAUGAAAGCUUGUGGAUUCAGAUGGUGGAAAUUGCCAAGUUUUCUGGACCGGCAGUAGGGUUGUGGAUUUGCGCACCGUUAAUGAGUUUGAUUGACACUGCUGUUAUUGGCCAAUGCAGCUCCGUUGAGCUCGCUGCUUUAGGGCCGGGAACGGUGUUUUGUGACUACACGAGUUAUGUGUUUAUGUUUCUCUCAAUCGCUACUUCAAAUUUAGUUGCUACAUCUCUUGCUAGCAAGGAUAAAGAUGAGGUGCAGCACAAGAUAUCAAACUUGCUAUCCGUUGGAUUGGCUUGUGGCAUUUUUAUGCUUUUCUUUACGAGGUGCUUCGGCACUUGGGGGCUGACCGCUUUUACAGGGGCAAAUAACCCAGAAAUCAUAGCUGCAGCAAACACAUAUGUUCAGAUUCGGGGCUUAGCAUGGCCAGCAGUUCUGAUCGGAUGGGUUGCUCAAAGUGCAAGUUUAGGAAUGAAAGAUUCAUGGGGACCUUUAAAGGCUUUGGUUGCUGCAAGUGCUAUUAAUGGCAUUGGCGACAUAAUCUUAUGCAGAUUCUUAGGAUAUGGUAUUGCUGGGGCAGCAUGGGCAACAAUGGUGUCUCAGGUAGUUGCAUCUUGGAUGAUGAUUGAAGCUCUGAAUAAUAAGGGAUAUAAUGGCUAUUCAGUAUCUCUUCCAUCUCCAGAUCAACUCCUUGAGAUAUUCAUGCUUGCAGCUCCAGUCUUUGUGACAAUGAUGUCAAAGGUGAUGUUUUACUCUCUACUUGUGUACUUCGCGACAUCCAAGGGUACCAAAACUCUGGCUGCUCAUCAGGUCAUGAUGCAAGUGUACGGUGUGUUUACUGUAUUUGGUGAACCUAUUUCACAAACAGCCCAGUCGUUCAUGCCGGAGCUGUUAUAUGGAGUUAAUCGGAAUUUAAAAAAGGCCCAAUCAUUGCUGAAAUCACUACUCAUGAUUGGUGUGGUAAGUGGACUGAUAUUGGGAUCAAUCGGAGUAUCUAUUCCUUGGUUGUUCCCUAAAAUGUUCUCCCCUGAUCCUGAGGUUAUACAAGAGAUGCACAAGGUGCUGAUACCUUUCUUCCUUGCACUAUGUAUCACACCCGGUACUCACAGCCUUGAGGGCUCUUUAAUGGCUGGACGCGACUUGAAAUUCAUUAGCAUGUCGAUGAGUGCAGUCUUUGUUUUGGGUUCUCUUAUCCUGCUGUUCUUGAGCAACAGUGGUUAUGGUAUAGCUGGAUGUUGGUUUACACUCGUUGCCUUCCAAUGGUCGCGAUUCUGUAUUGCCUUGCGUCGUCUCACCUUGCCAACCAUGUUUCUGUACUCUGAGGACUUGUCCCAGUCCCAUUAUCAAACUGGGAAGCUAAAAUCUGUAUAAUACUUAGUCAAUUCUGCAGCUGUUUUCAACACCACCACAUACUCUGUUGCUUAUGAACUUAAGGCAAAACGCGAAGGAGUUGCACAAGCAGUUGCUCUUUCGCAUGGUGUAGUCUUUUAGUUCCUUUCUCACAUUUGAUCGUUAGCUGUUGUAUGUUAAACUGUUGUAUUUGUAGUUUUGUUUUUACUUUGAUAACCUGUUGGUGUAAUGUAUAAACAUCAAUGAAAUGUCGAAGUACAUUAUGCGUAA
Molecule: messenger RNA, 1976 nt
Organism: Salvia hispanica
Lineage: Eukaryota; Viridiplantae; Streptophyta; Magnoliopsida; Lamiales; Lamiaceae
Product: MATE efflux family protein
Biological process (GO): transmembrane transport
Cellular component (GO): membrane
Molecular function (GO): xenobiotic transmembrane transporter activity; antiporter activity
Source: RefSeq, a predicted model, not a curated record